GCGUCUCAUCUCCUCGCCUCAGCAGUAUCAAAAUAUUAAAUUUUCUCGUAAGCACAUACUAAGUGACUCUGACUUUGCUUGUGAAGUGAUUUGAAUCUUGUGAACUGUGAAGAAACGUCUCCAUUCUGAUUUAAUAUGCGGUGGAGGCGAGAAGAUAUGAAUAUAAUAAUGUCUCCGAAAACUGUGGUCGUCCUCGUGUUGCUGGCUUUUAAUUCGUUCCAAACUUGUCAUGGAGCUCGAAGAACGGCUCAUCGAAGACGAGAUGCUUCAGACCUUUAUCUACCAGCUCCGAGCGCGGAAUCAUUGACGGCAAUCGCCCAAGCGAUGGGCGCGGCCGGCUUUGAAGAUUACACCGAAGGAAAGGCGCUCGUCAAACGACUAAUACCCGCUGACAGCCAGCCUGAUUUGGACGUCGUCGAACAUUUGGGAGUUAUUGGCAAGGUCGGCGUUGAUUUUCCUGCUCUGCCCAAUAUCCCAAAUACUGGAUUUAAUUGCAAGAACGUGCCUACUGGAUAUUACGCCGAUCUGGAAACUGAUUGCCAGGUGUUCCAUAUCUGUGACACGUCCCGAAAAAUAUCCUUCCUAUGUCCAAAUGGCACCAUCUUCAGCCAGUCGCAUCUCAUCUGUGACUGGUGGUUCAAGGUGGAUUGCGCGUCUGCCCCUGCCCUUUACGAGUCCAGUGUAGAGUAUUAUUCAAAUGAACAAAAGAAGUCACAAAAAGUCAGCCAUACUCUCAGCAAGAAUCCUGAUCUUCAACAAAUUGGAGCUGACAGUCAUCUUCGUUCAGAAUCCAGGAGAGCUCCUGUUAAUGUUCCUAGCACUACCGAAAGGUUAUUUAGACAUCGUCAGAAACUUCAAACUGAUACUUUAACGUCAAGUGCACCAAACGCUAAGGCAACCGCAAGAAGCUUCCAAACACUGUUUGAAGUAAACCCGACUCAGAGAACCCAAGCUGCUACUGCUUUUGAGAAAAGAAGAAAAAAUCUAGUACAAUUGAUUACGAACAAUUUUGAUGGGAUUCCCGUAAAGACGACGUUGCCGGUCUACGACAGUUCUACUCUCAAAAGUACUAUACCAGCUUAUGAUCACAACAGCCUAAAAGAAAUGCAAGUAGCGGCAGAAACUGCUUCUUUCGCCCAAAAUCAAAACAGACAAUUCCUUCAAGAAUAUAAUACUAAGAACUUCAGACCGUACCCAGUUUAUACUCCAAAUAUUACACCUAAACCCGCAAAAUCUAAAAACAAUCCUUCUUUAACCACUCUUUAUGAUAUUCAAGCAAAACAUAUAACUCAGUACCUACAGGAAGCGACAACAAAGCGACAAACGUUAGUCCCAUAUACCAAAAGUUAUGCCAGCAACGUUAACGAAAGAAACGAGCCAUACACAAGGCCAGGAGUAUCAUUACUAAGAGAUUUUUUGGAAAAGGAAAAAAACAAGUCAAUAUCGACAACAACUGAAAAGAUUGUUGAAGCAACAGCUCGUAGUGAUAAAUAUGAAAGCCAAACUUAUCCUGAAAGAAAAGUGACAAUUGAAACUAAAGAUAAUUUUGAAUCUGCAACCAAGAUUCCACAAACGACUAGAAGCGAUAAAACUGAAACUGCAUCCUCCGACAGUGAAACAUAUUCAAGUCUUAAUCCAACAACUCAAGAAACAACUGAUGCAUCUUACAAAGAACGCCGAGAUAGGCUUAUGAGAAAACUUAAUUUUGAAGCAUCUGAAACUACUGAACCUGGUGUACCCACUACACCUACUGACAAAUAUUUCGGAGAUCAACCCACUAGAGCGGGGCUAUUAGUGCCUCCUUCAUUAACACCCAAAACUCUUCAUUCUUUGGCUAUUUACUACGCUACAGCCUUAGACAAUUUAUCAACAACAACUCCUCCUGAAGAAGGCGAAACGACUACACCAGCUUUCGAUGAGUACGAGUCAAUCGAACAAAGUUUACCAGCACUGUUCAGUCAUCAGACUAUCACCAAAUAUGGUAGUCUUUUUGGACAUGGUUCUAGUAAUGCUGAACUCUUAGAAGAAAUUAAACUUGAUCCGAAUGGUACUUUUAACGAACUAGCCGAAGAUCUCUCGGUACAAAUGAGUCAAGGUCCUUUGGCUACGUCUCCUCAAAUUAGAGAACUAGCUCAAGUAUUCACGCAUGCUCUCUCCGCUUAUCUUCAAGAUCCAAUACAAUUUAGAAAAGUUCUUUCAGACAUAAGACCAACACAUCCUUCAUUCACAGAUAUGUUAACAACCAGUGAUGAGUUUUCUCAUACAGAACCAACAACUACAGUUAAUGAAGAAGACGAUGAAAUAUUAGGAUUUUCUGAUGACCACAAAGUACAUGAAUCCGAAAAUUCUGUCAGAGGAGGUAAAGCUCUCAAUCGUGAUACCGAAUAUCCCUCUACAACAGAGGAUACAACUACAACGGCUAAACCUACAACAGAAGCCUUUUCCACUUAUUCAACUACGACGCGUAGAAAUCCUUUCAGAUGUUGUGGAAGAAUAUCUGCAUCGUAUACCACCGCUCCAACACCUAGAGAUAUUUAUUCCACUUUAUUUCCAUAUACUAAUACGGCAGCUGCAAACGUAAAUUCAUUGAUAAACAACAACAAUGAAGUAACACCCAUUGCAGACAGCAUUACGUUAUUUAGACAAGGAGGGAUACCAAAUAGCAAUAUUAUAUCUUUAUUCGGAAAGACCGUUAGCACUACUGAGGGCACCCCUUUUAAUGAUUUUUCAGAAGUGACUACUGUUCCCACAGCCUGGGGAGUCGACAGUGUUGAUUCUACAUUAUCUCCAAUAACUAACUCACAUCAAAUGUUUGAGAGUAAAAAACUUAGAGCAACGACUGUUAUACCUGAAAGUACACCAAUAUACUUUACUGAAAGUGAUAGCAUUGAAUUAGAAAAUGAAGAAGAACUACAAAGAGCUCACAGUCAAUCAUUUGUAUCACCUCAAAAUAAUAAUCUACGUCAAGGAAAACAACUUAAACAAGAUAAUAAGAAAGCGGUUAAGAAGCCGUCUGAAGAUUUAGAGGCACCUACGCAAUCUACUAUAGAUACUACCACUGCAACAGUACAAAUCACAACACAAGCAACAACGACUCUUAAAGAUCAAACAGAAGCGUUAACUACAGUGUCUCCUUUAUCCAGUAGUAUAUUUACCUCUCCUGACAAUGAUAAAUCAACAAAUGAUUUCCAAUGGCAGACUACAUUUGGAAAUUGGCAAAGCACUAUUCUCGAUCCCAUGACAUUGAACGAUGGCCUUAGUCCCACAGGCCCUGAAGAGAGUAUCUCUGAAAAGACCCAACAAACUACUGAAUGGGCUUCAAACACUGCAACAACUCCAUCGCACGUAUCUACAACAAACGAACCUAUUUAUUCAUCUACGCUAAAUGCAGAAGUAACAACACCAACACAAAGCAAUGACCAAAAUGAACGUUUCGGUAAAUUUCUUCGAGAUCCAACGUCCACUGAACCCGCACUAGAUUUGUCAACGGUGACAGACACAAUCGUAGAAAAGGCUAAAGAAAUUAUGGAAGGCAUGAAUGCAACUACUACGCAGAAAUUAAUGAACGUUAUGAAAAAAACCAAAUCUAAAACUGUAAAACGAUUAAUACUACUAUUAGUACAGACGUGCGAUGACGAUCAUAACUCUACAGCUGAAGCCUCCAAAAAGGCUCUAUUAGAAGCUCUCAUGGCUGUCUCUCAAAAAGACAUGGAAGAAAUUGCUAAAGAAGAAGAUUUAACUGAAGCACCAUCAACUGUUUCGGAUGUAGAUUUUGUUAAAACGACAGAAAUCCAUCGCCGAAUGGACCGAAUGCCAGUGCUAAGACGAGGAAAAAAAUUAAAUAUCGAAGCUGAAGCCAUAAAUUCUCUAUCGAAUCCAUCGACAACGGAGAGUUUGAAGACUGAUGAAACGACAGAAAUUACAACAAUCAGUUCAGUGAGAACGACAGCACCCAGUCGCAGAGGGGGUAGGAAGUUUAUUGCAAAAACAACAGAAUCAGAUCAGUUUAGAACGACGGUAACUGAUCGACCAAUCGCAGAAGCGAGAGUCGCCCCACAAGGUGAUUUGAAAGUGCAAUCAGACACAAGAGCAUUAGAAUUAUUAAGGUCCUUAUACACUAUCGCGGCGCGAUGGGGAUAAAUUGACGCGAUGCAUUAUUUAUUUAUAAUUAGGGUUCGUUACAUUUAUGUUGAACGA
Molecule: messenger RNA, 4197 nt
Organism: Vanessa atalanta (red admiral)
Lineage: Eukaryota; Metazoa; Arthropoda; Insecta; Lepidoptera; Nymphalidae
Gene: thw
Product: mucin-17
Exons: 7
Coding region: 136-4140 (1334 amino acids)
Cellular component (GO): extracellular region
Molecular function (GO): chitin binding
Source: RefSeq, a predicted model, not a curated record